AUGCCACCACGACCAUCAUCGGGAGAGCUAUGGGGUAUACAUUUGAUGCCCCCAAGGAUUUUGGUGGACUGUCUUCUACCAAACGGCAUGAUAUUGACACUGGAGUGCCUCCGUGAGGCUACUCUCAUUACAAUUAAACACGAACUCUUCAAGGAGGCAAGGAAGUACCCUCUCAAUCAGCUCCUGCAAGAAGAGACGUCCUACAUCUUCGUUAGCGUUACCCAAGAAGCUGAAAGAGAAGAGUUUUAUGAUGAGACGCGGAGGCUAUGUGAUCUCAGACUUUUUCAGCCAUUCCUAAAAGUCAUCGAACCAGUUGGCAAUAGGGAAGAGAAAAUUCUGAACAGAGAAAUUGGCUUUGCCAUCGGCAUGCCCAUCUGUGAGUUUGAUCUGGUGAAGGACCCCGAGGUGCAGGACUUCAGGAGAAACAUCCUGAACGUCUGUAAAGAAUCUGUAGACCUCAGGGAUGCCAAUGGAGCCCACAGUCGGGCAUUAUAUGUUUACCCUCCCAAUGUGGAAUCAUCGCCAGAACUUCCAAAGCACAUAUACAACAAACUUGACAAAGGUCAAAUAAUUGUGGUGAUCUGGGUCAUUGUGUCACCCAACAACGACAAACAAAAGUACACACUUAAAAUCAACCACGAUUGCGUCCCUGAGCACGUGAUAGCUGAAGCCAUCCGUAAGAAGACCAGAAGUAUGUUGCUAUCACCUGAGCAGCUCAAGAUGUGCGUGCAGGAGUACCAGGGAAAGUAUAUCCUCAAAGUCUGUGGCUGCGAUGAAUACCUCCUGGAAAAAUAUCCUCUCAGCCAGUACAAGUACAUCAGGAGCUGCAUCAUGUUGGGACGGAUGCCAAACCUGAUGCUGAUGGCCAAAGAGAGCCUGUACUCUCAGCUGCCCAUGGACACCUUCACCAUGCCGUCCUACGCCCGCCGCAUCUCCACCGCCACGGGCUACAUGAACGGCGAGGCCUCCGCCAAAUGCCUGUGGACCAUCAACAGCACCUUGCGGAUCAGGGUUCUGUGCGCCACAUACGUCAAUGUGAACAUCCGGGACAUCGAUAAGAUCUAUGUUCGGACAGGGAUAUACCACGGAGGAGAGCAGUUGUGCGACAAUGUGAAUACCCAGCGAGUACCGUGCUCCAAUCCCAGGUGGAACGAGUGGCUCAACUACGACAUUUACAUCUGUGACAUUCCCCGGGCGGCCCGCCUCUGUCUGUCCAUCUGCUCCGUGAAAGGCCGGAAGGGGGCGAAGGAGGAACACUGUCCACUGGCUUGGGGCAAUGUGAACCUUUUUGACUAUACCCACACCCUCGUCUCGGGGAAAAUGGCACUCAACCUGUGGCCUGUGCCCCAUGGACUGGAAGACCUGCUCAACCCCAUCGGGGUGACUGGCUCCAACCCCAACAAGGAAACACCCUGCUUGGAGUUGGAGUUUGAUUAUUUCAGCAGUCCGGUGAAGUUCCCAGACAUGGCCACAGUUGAGGAGCACGCAAACUGGACCAUUUCCAGAGAGCUGGGCUUUAAUUACUGCCACGCUGGCUUGAGCAACCGGCUCGCCCGGGACAACGCCCUGACAGAGAGUGACAAUGAGCAGCUCCGCCUGGUCUGCAACAGAGAUCCCCUGUCUGAGAUCACUGAGCAGGAGAAGGACUUCCUGUGGAGGCACAGACACUAUUGUGUAAAUAUACCUGAAAUUUUGCCCAAGAUUCUCCUUGCAGUGAAAUGGAACUCCAGAGACGAAGUGGCCCAGAUGUACUGCCUUCUGAAGGACUGGCCGGCUAUAAAGCCGGAACAGGCCAUGGAGCUGCUAGACUGCAACUUCCCCGACCCCAUGAUCCGUGACUUCGCAGUUCGGUGCCUUGAGAAAUAUCUGACAGAUGACAAACUCUCGCAGUACCUCAUUCAGUUGGUGCAGGUCCUGAAGUAUGAACAGUACCUUGAUAAUCCUUUGGUGCGAUUUCUGCUGAAAAAAGCGUUAACGAACCAGAGGAUCGGACACUUCUUCUUCUGGCACCUGAAGUCCGAGAUGCAUAACAAGACGGUGAGCCAGCGCUUCGGGCUGCUGCUGGAGUCGUACUGCCGGGCCUGUGGGAUGUACCUGAAGCACCUGAGCAGACAGGUGGAGGCCAUGGAGAAGCUCAUCAACCUGACGGACAUCCUGAAGCAGGAGAAGAAAGAUGAGACGCAGAAGGUGCAGAUGAAGUUCUUGGUGGAGCAGAUGAGAAGGCCAGACUACAUGGACGCCUUGCAGAACUUCACAUCUCCGCUAAAUCCCGCCCACCAGCUGGGCAAUCUCCGACUCGAGGAGUGCAGGAUAAUGUCUUCCGCCAAGCGACCGCUUUGGCUAAACUGGGAAAAUCCGGAUAUCAUGUCGGAGCUCCUCUUCCAGAACAAUGAGAUCAUCUUCAAGAACGGCGACGAUUUACGGCAAGACAUGCUGACCCUGCAGAUCAUUCGGAUUAUGGAGAACAUAUGGCAGAACCAAGGCCUCGAUCUCAGAAUGUUGCCCUACGGCUGCCUGUCCAUCGGCGACUGUGUGGGUCUCAUAGAGGCCGUGAGAAACUCCCACACCAUCAUGCAGAUCCAGUGCAAGGGCGGCCUGAAGGGGGCGCUGCAGUUUAACAGUCACACUCUUCACCAGUGGCUCAAGGACAAGAACAAGGGAGAAAUGUAUGACCUGGCCAUCGAUUUGUUCACGCGGUCGUGUGCUGGCUACUGCGUGGCUACAUUCAUCUUGGGAAUCGGAGACAGGCACAAUAGUAACAUCAUGGUCAAGGACGACGGGCAGCUGUUCCAUAUAGAUUUUGGCCACUUCCUUGAUCACAAGAAGAAGAAAUUCGGCUACAAGAGAGAGCGGGUGCCGUUUGUGUUGACACAGGACUUUCUAAUAGUGAUAAGUAAAGGAACGCAGGAGUGCACGAAGACCAGAGAGUUUGAGAGGUUCCAGGAGAUGUGUUACAAAGCCUACCUGGCAAUCCGGCAGCACGCCAACCUGUUCAUCAACCUGUUCUCCAUGAUGCUGGGCUCCGGGAUGCCGGAGCUGCAGUCCUUCGACGACAUCGCCUACAUCCGUAAGACGCUGGCGCUGGACAAGACCGAGCAAGAGGCCCUGGACUACUUCAUGAAGCAGAUGAACGACGCCCACCACGGCGGCUGGACCACCAAGAUGGACUGGAUCUUCCACACCAUCCGGCAGCACGCUUUGAACUGAGGGGGGACGUGGCCACGAGUGGCAGACUCGAGCCUCGAGGAAUGGCGGAUGAUGAGCAAGCCAUCCAUGUAGCCUUCUAAACAACCCAGGAAGACUUUGGGUCGACCUCAGCAUCGCUCCCAACCUGCUGUCGUCUCCACACUCAAUUCUUGCCCCUAGGAAACAUUUGCUGGGAUGGCCAAUGUUUUCGUUUCCCUCUUCUGUAUCUCCUUGUCCCCCUGUGUCUAUGUGUGACGGGAAAAAGUGUUCUUUAUGGCCUUCGUAUAAAAACGUACCUUUUUCCCCCCUUCCUUUUUCAUUUGUUUUACUUGCGGAGGUAUACGUCUUCCUCUAACUUCUAUGCCUUUAUAUAUGCAGAGAAUGUGUCAAGAGUCCUGAGCAAAACAGGGUAUUUCCUUUGCGUAAUUGAAGUUCUCAACUUUUCUUUAGACAGCUUGUUUUUAUGUCACGAAAGAGAAUCGGCUGUGUCAGUCAUCGAAAGCAGCGUAUGAACGACACGAUGUCGAAUAUGAGAAAUCAUACCCCCCCCCCCCCUCCCUCCCCCGCCCCUCCUGAGAGGAUGUUGGGUAGCUAUCGAUUUCAGUCGCUUGUGCAUGAGAGCGCAAUGCGGGGAAGAAAAAAAACGGAACGUUCCGUGGUGAAUGCAGUGCAGAGCCUCACGGAAGGCUAACGUGCAAUAGGAGACGACUGGUUCCGUGCGGCGCCGGUUCUGGAGAGGAGCUGAGCAGGCGAGCACGGCUCACGAGAUCGCCGGCGGUCUUCCUCCAUCUCCUCCGACUGUGGAAUGUCGGACGCGUGAGAUGCGUGUGAUGCGAUCAGGAUGCCGAUCCGAACAGACAGGACCAGUCCCUUCUGAAGCUGAGUCUGGUCCAUUUCUCGAAGUCCGGGAAUGUCGUUCUUUUAAAAGAUUUGGCUAAACCAAAUCGAGACUUAAUUAUGCUGUAAGAUAGAAAAGACUGUAAAAUGGGCCUAAAUACAUUUGCAAAUAUGCCGUUGAUAGGCAAGUAUGUUUGUUUACUUUUCAUUUUGCUAAUACAAUUCAUGGUUUAUAUAACUGACUAGACCUAACCCCCCUCCUCAAAUAGCUUAUACUGCCUAGUGACUCCCCCCAUUUGUUCAGAAUCUAGUCUAAUGUUAUGUAAAUGGUUGUGGGUGGUGUGCAGAGCCGAUGUGCUGUGAAUCAUGGCUACAGGAAGUUGAGUGAGUGCUGACCUAACAUGAAAGCUCAUCUCCUCAAACAGGACUCCCCCUAAAUGAAGUAUCCGCACUCUGCUUUGAAAGUCCCAGCCAUUUACCUCCCACUGCACUUAAGAUGUAGUGUCAUGUGGCUAUCAGCAAACUCCGAGAAGUAACUUGGCUGGACGUCCACAUGUCCCGUUCAACAGAAGUUCAGAAAUGUCUAGGCUAUUCGCAAAAAGAUACAUUUCAGUUCAGUUUUGUCGACCAGAGCGAAGUAUAACUGGACAUUGAAUCCCAGGUGGAUGGGUGGGGAUGUUUUUCCGCUGGAGAAGGACCAACUCAGCAGCUCUGUGCUACUCGAUUCUGUCCUGUGAACACGCUUGUUGUAAUUGGUGGUGUUACUUUUCGAUGGUUCUUGAAAGUCAGGAGUGACCGUUUGAAGCCAAGUUGAGAAGAAUCGACAUUGUUGUUAUUACAUAGGCCUCUACAUCAGAAGCAUGUUAUGAAUGGGCAACACCUGCUGUUUCCUUGGUUACCAGUAGACUACCUUCCAUGUCUCUGAGAAGACUUUUAUUGUAUUUGUCAUACGUAAUUAAAAACAUGAAGUACUUACUCUGUACAUAAAUCUCUGAAUUUACCUGUGUUUACUGAGCCAAAGUUUAAUGAUGGAUUAUCCAUAUCAAAUGUUUUCCCAUAUCCUAACUUGCACAAGGUACAACUGUUCUAUCUCUGAAAAAACCCUUGUGAAGCAAACGCAUUAUUUAUAUUUAGUGAGAUUGUGUUUUGUUGUUUUUAACAAGAAAUUGACUUCAUGGAGGGUUACUGUUCACUUGCAGUAUUUAAAAGUGCAGUUUUCAUCAUAAUGGGUUUGUAUAGAAAUGUUGUUUGCUAUGUAGUGUCUUGGAGAAAGUGCAUGUUAAUAUGAUGUGGAGUGCAGUUACAUUUAGGCAUUUUUUUAAAUGAAGUUAAACUUAAGACCAACUGCAAUAUAGUCAAAGGGAAUGAGACCAUAGAUUUUUUAGAAUGCCGACACACACACACACACACACACACACACACACACACACACACACACAGAGGCUCUGGGGCAAUCCGUGUAUAAAUGCAGUGCUUGUGUCGAUGCGUGAUGCUGAUGUCAGCAUUGUUUUCGUGCUCUGCUAUGAUGAAAUUAAGUGUCUUUACUCAGCCAGGACAGACCAGCCUUUGCCUGGACUUGCCAAUAUUCAUAAGUGUAGGCCUACUAAUCAAUUCCAGAAGAUGUAUUUCAAUGAACUAAUGAGUAAAAAAAAAUAAUAAUGUAAAAUUGCAUUAUAAAUGCGUCAGAAAUUUGAACUGUGAAUUUUUUUCCCAACAAUACUAGUCAUGUGGUUAAAAUAUACAAUUAUUCCCUACUUCUUAUGCAUUCAUGCGAGAUUCUUGCAAUUUUGCAUUUUUUUUAAAUUACAAAUGUGCUCUUAUUUAGUAAAUCAUUUAAUAGCUAUUCAGUUGAAACUGAAGUGUAUAGGUGUUUUUGCACUUUGUAACGUUUCCCCCGUCUUUUCUAAAAUGCAUUCUAUCUAAAGGGAUCCUGUAGCUAGUUAUUUGCAUGUUUGCUUAAGCGACAUCAAUCGUCAUACGCCAUGUCAUGGGUCAGACACGUGGCAAGAGGUCAUUGUACUCUCAUUGUUCCCCAGUCCAUGAGUCAGAGCAGUGGGUGUCUGUCUGUUUGGGUCUCAGCAUUGGACUGAACUUGUUUCAAAGGUCCAGACUGCCUCAAACUAUCAGACCCCCAAGUUCCCAAGACAACUCACUGAAGAGAAAACAGUAAAAUACCCUGCUAGUUCUGAGAAGAUACUCUUACUUGAAUUUGACUGUAAACCACCUUUCCCCGCUUGUCACAUGAAUAAAUGUUGUAACCUUGUGGUGACAUA
Paramormyrops kingsleyae is the source of this 6296-nucleotide messenger RNA. NCBI's taxonomy places the organism in Eukaryota, Metazoa, Chordata, Actinopteri, Osteoglossiformes, Mormyridae. The record is from RefSeq and is a predicted model, not a curated record.